GGGGGCUGUGCUUUUCGGUCAGGCCUGCCCCCACCCCCUCCCCGCUGCACACAAAAGCAGCAUACAUUCGCUGUCUCCGGGCAGCCGAGCCUCUGCCAGCCGCGAGCUGGGAAGCAGCAGACAGACACCUCGGAGGCAGGCAGGGCGCGCAGGCGGGCGGCGAUGACAGGGGGCGCAGCCGCAGCCCGGCGCGGGGGAGCCCACCGCUAAACCCGCACCCCACACCCCUGCACACACAAAAGAGCUUCUGCGGGGCGCUGGCCACGUCGCCCUGGGUGACCUUCCUCGGAUGCAGAAUCCGCCCCUGCCAGCAGCCUCUCCCUCCGACGCUCUGAAGGCCUGGGGGCCCUGGGGGAUGCCCGGCCGCAGCCCGGCAGGACUCGCCUUUGUUUGCCAGUGAGGAGGAGAGGCUGUCUCAGCGGCAGAGGGCUCAGACCUGCUUCAAGCCGGCACCUCUUCCCAGCUCCCAUGGGGACCACCGAAGCCACACUCCGGAUGGAAAACGUGGACGUGAAGGAGGAAUGGCAGGACGAAGAUCUUCCCAGGCCGCUUCCAGAAGAGACCGGGGUGGAACUGCUUGGCAGUCCCGUGGAAGACACAUCCUCACCUCCCAGCACGCUGAACUUCAGCGGAACGCAUCGUAAGAGGAAGACGCUGGUGGCGCCAGAGAUCAACAUUUCCCUGGAUCAGAGCGAGGGGUCCCUGCUGUCCGAUGACUUCUUGGAUACCCCGGAUGACCUGGAUAUUAACGUGGAUGACAUCGAGACCCCCGAUGAGACCGACUCCCUGGAGUUCCUGGGGAAUGGCAAUGAACUGGAGUGGGAAGAUGACACCCCCGUGGCCACCGCCAAGAACAUGCCCGGGGACAGCGCGGAUCUAUUUGGGGACGGAGCAACGGAGGACGGCAGUGCUGCCAACGGGCGUCUGUGGCGGACGGUGAUUAUUGGGGAGCAGGAGCACCGCAUAGACCUGCACAUGAUCCGGCCUUACAUGAAGGUGGUCACCCACGGAGGGUACUACGGCGAAGGCCUCAACGCCAUCAUCGUCUUCGCGGCCUGUUUCCUCCCGGACAGCAGCCUCCCCGACUACCACUACAUCAUGGAGAACCUCUUCCUGUAUGUCAUCAGCAGCUUGGAGCUCCUGGUGGCCGAGGACUACAUGAUCGUGUACCUGAACGGCGCCACGCCCCGGCGGAGGAUGCCUGGCAUCGGCUGGCUGAAGAAGUGCUACCAGAUGAUCGAUCGGAGAUUGCGGAAAAACCUGAAGUCCUUGAUCAUCGUCCACCCCUCGUGGUUCAUUCGGACCGUGCUGGCCAUCUCCCGCCCUUUCAUCAGCGUCAAGUUCAUCAACAAGAUCCAGUACGUGCACAGCUUGGAAGACCUGGAACAACUCAUCCCCAUGGAACACGUCCAGAUCCCAGACUGCGUCUUGCAAUACGAAGAGGAAAGACUGAAGGCCAGGAGGGAGAGCGCAAGGCCCCAGCCGGAGUUCCUGCUGCCCAGGUGUGAAGAGAAGCCAGAGGAGGCCCCAAUGGAAAACAGGUCUGCUCCAGUCACAGAAGAAGAUCAGGAAGCAAGCAUGUCCUGAGGUGACGUGAGCAUAAUGAAGGACAUGGAAGAAGAUUCCAGAUGCCAGGAAACCUCUGUCGGACGCCCACUGGCCCCAGAUCUCACCCUGCCUCCUCCUGAUCCCAGUCUUCCAAGGCUGCCAGCCCCUCCAUUCAUCUCUGAAACCCAGCAUCCUUUUUCGCUGCUUGAAAACAUUGUAUUUUUUUUUUUUAAUGAUGCAGUAUUUGUGCAUUCCAGAAAAGGGCCCAUCUUUGACUGCCACUCCUUUCCACACGCAGGAGUGGCUGUGAGGCCCCGGUGGCCUCCGCUCCUGCUCCCAGCCCCUGUGGUCAGAGCUG
Molecule: messenger RNA, 1906 nt
Organism: Saimiri boliviensis boliviensis (Bolivian squirrel monkey)
Lineage: Eukaryota; Metazoa; Chordata; Mammalia; Primates; Cebidae
Gene: ATCAY
Product: ATCAY kinesin light chain interacting caytaxin
Biological process (GO): apoptotic process
Cellular component (GO): cytoplasm
Source: RefSeq, a predicted model, not a curated record